Magnolia sinica is the source of this 982-nucleotide messenger RNA. Its product is annotated as DNA topoisomerase 2-like. Gene Ontology annotation, cellular component: nucleus. Gene Ontology annotation, biological process: DNA topological change; sister chromatid segregation; resolution of meiotic recombination intermediates. Gene Ontology annotation, molecular function: ATP binding; DNA binding; DNA topoisomerase type II (double strand cut, ATP-hydrolyzing) activity. The coding region runs from base 350 to 982 and encodes 210 amino acids. The transcript is spliced from 4 exons. NCBI's taxonomy places the organism in Eukaryota, Viridiplantae, Streptophyta, Magnoliopsida, Magnoliales, Magnoliaceae. The record is from RefSeq and is a predicted model, not a curated record.
GUAUAGAACAGUUGGUGAAGGGUUUUGCAGAUUUUCAGAGAAAGAUUUGAAUUUAGCUUUGUUCUUUUGCUCUUUUUUCUUGAAUUUAAGGUUGGGAGUUUGGAAUUUUAGGUCCUCGGGGAGAGCGAUGGAUUUCGAUGUGAUUUUUAGUCUUUCUUCAUGAACUGGAAGUGGGUAUUUGGAAUUAUAGUUUUCUUUUUUUCUUUUUGUCUUUUUUUCCUACAGAGAUUUGAAUUUUAGAUGUGUUGCUCUUUCCAUGUGAAUUUGAUUUUCUUCUAACAUCUUUCUUAUUGCAGAUGGGUUGUUAAGAAGCCUCAAAUCAUGGAAAAUUUUGUCAUGAUCUUGUCGAAUGCAGGUCUUGGGAUGGCCAUGUUCAGUCUCGGUAAAAUCAUUGAUAUUUUCAUCAUGUUCAGUCUUGGUAAGAUCAUUGAUAUGCUCAUUCGACGCGAGGGGUGUCAUCAAGAAAUAUGACAGUCCCGAAAAAAUUCUUGAAGAAUUCUUUCAUUUAAGACUUGAGUUCUAUGUAAAGAGAAAGAAAGUAAUGUUGGAUAAUCUUGAAAUAAAGCUGUUGAGAUUGUUUAACAAAGUUAGAUUCAUCAUUGGGGUGGUAGAAGGAGAGAUUAUUGUGAGUAACAGGAAGAGAGCGGAUCUGGUCCUCGAGUUGCAGCAGAAGGGUUUCACAUCGUUCCUUAAAACCAAAGGUAUUGAUACCAGUGAGGCAAUGGAAAUAGAAGAAAAUGAAGAGACACCGGAGGUGGGAAGAGUUGCAAGAGCAAGUGAUUACGAGUAUCUACUAUCGAUGCCGAUUGGAACCUUGAUGCUGGAAAAGGUUCAAGAGCUGUUGGCUGAAAAAGGGAAGCAAGAAAUGGAGGUGGAGGAAUUGAAGAAGGAAACUCCAAAGUCUCUGUGGAUGAAAGAUCUUGAUGCUUUCAUUACGACAGAGCAUGAGAAGGAAGAAGCCCAGGUGGAGGAGGUGACAUGA